This is a messenger RNA of Rhizophagus irregularis DAOM 181602=DAOM 197198, 864 nucleotides long. The record is from RefSeq and is a predicted model, not a curated record. Lineage: Eukaryota; Fungi; Glomeromycota; Glomeromycetes; Glomerales; Glomeraceae.
AUGUCAACAAGCACACAAGUAAAGGGAGACACGUUGGAGUAUAAUGUUAAGGAGAAGUUCGAAGAGAUCAAUGUCAUAGUACAAGGAGUAAAUAUUUCACAGAUACAUUCCAUGGCUCCAGAUAUUUAUCUACGUGAAGGAGUAGAGGCUAUGUAUAUUGCUCUCGUGUUUUCGAGAAAAACUGCUUUUAUCUGGUGUUUCAUGGCAACUCAUGGUGUGGCUAUACUUGUUACUUCAGAUAACGUCGGCAGUCUAAUCGGGCAAAGUCUGGUGGUACUUGUAUAUAAAGGUCAUACUGUGUUUUGUGUGGCAGCACGGACGAGUUACAAGACAAAUAAAGGGAAUAUUAUAACAGGUGAUGGCGGAGCUGAUUUGAUUGGCGAGUACAGAAAUGUAAAGUUUAUUGUACAAUGUAAAAACUUUACUAAUGAGAAAGUACAUCCUUCUCUUAUUAGAGAUUUUAUUGGGACUUUAUCAAAAUAUUCCACCGGAACAUUAGGUAUUUUUGUAACAACUGUCGGUUACACGAAGUCAUCAUUUGAGGAGGCCGAAAAUUCAGAUUACGAUAUUAUAUUAACUGAUUUACCAAAUCUGAUAAAAAAAUUUACAUCAUAUAUAAAUAAAAGAACAAAAAGGAGCUCCUCAAAUGAUGACAAUGAAUUCAUCACGGUUGAAAGUGCAGAAUUCGAAAACAUUGAAGUAGAAAAAGAUGCUACUUUAUCAAUAUUUGGAAUAGAGAUAAAGGUUGGCACUUAUGGUAGUGGUAAUCGUAACACUAAUCAUUUAUUUGGUCCUGGUUGGGAAGCAUUACUUUUUAAUAUAGAAGAUGAUGGUCCACUACACGAUAUUAUUGCGUUAACAUAA